Molecule: messenger RNA, 2132 nt
Organism: Podarcis raffonei (Aeolian wall lizard)
Lineage: Eukaryota; Metazoa; Chordata; Lepidosauria; Squamata; Lacertidae
Product: integrin alpha-M-like
Exons: 7
Coding region: 582-1943 (453 amino acids)
Source: RefSeq, a predicted model, not a curated record
GAAGGAAGGAAGGAAGGAAGGAAGGAAGAAAGAAAGAAAGAAAGAAAGAAAGAAAGAAAGAAAGAAAGAAAGAAACUUCCUGGCAAAUCAGUUGGAGUGUAUGAUGAUGAUGCCAGAAAAUAUUUCAAUCUGUGUUCAUUUAAUUUUAUAAACAAACAUACAUAAUGGAGCAAUAGCAAAAUAUAGGUCAAUUAACAACAGAGUUGGUGCAAGGCCAAAAACCUAAUACAAAACCACCAUUGGAAACAGAGCAACUGAACAAAGGAGAAAUGCAGCCCCAUGGAAGGAAUACCAUUAUCCAAGUUCAGUUACCAUGAGUUUGAGCUGGGAUAACAUUGUUUUCUCUUUUUAUUUAUUAAAUACAGCAAUUCCACAUUUCUCUAAAUUUGUCAAGCCCCUUUGUUUUCCUUAAUGCUUUCAUCUUGUGUGUUAUUUUUUCUGCUGAAGCGAUUGACCACGUUUCUGGAUACCAAACUUCCAAUGAAUUCAGCCUUUUGCUGCUUUCGUAGUGCUUGGCUGUAAGAUUACCAAGUCUUUCAGCAGAACUUUCCCCUUUGAGUCAUCUAACGUAUAUUUUCGUUAUGGUGCUACAGGGACACUUGUUAUUUUCACUACAACCAACUAACCUGGCUACCACUCAGGAGUUCAAAAGGGCUGCAAAUAUUUGCACAUCGAAAAGAGGCUGCAGCUGCCUGCAAAGUGAGGUUGCUGCUUUCUCCUCUCCCACCCCAAUAGAUGGCCUUUUCUGGUCAGUGCCCUUCCGACUUCCGGCCUACGUUCAGGAGAAGCCUUUGCCCCGUUGCACCAGUUGCGGCUCUCCGAUAGCGAAAAGGCUGAAAACUGACGGGCAGAGAUCAGAGACAAGACAUGAGAGCUUUGGGGUUCUCCAUCAUCAUCACCACCCUCCUUUUCCUGGGAGCAGCAGGUCAGUUCCAGCUAUCCAGGACUUAGGACUGUCUCUACCGUUAGAUAGAGCCAGGCGACCGCCUCAGGCAACAGAAUGUUGGGGGCCGGGAAUGGCAGCAAGGUGUGGAAGGGCAGAGCUGUGUGUGCCACAUCCUACGACCUACUCUAGGUUGUCCUCAGUUAAUGAGGUGUGGUGGAGGACAGUGUCCUAUGGCCAGCACAGAAGGUCUGCUGGUGAUAGUUUUGAUCUCACAGAUGCCUUGGCUGACCCAGAAACCCCCCAGAGCAACCAGCAAUUAGGACAAUGUCAGAAUGAGGCCCGGGACAUUGUCUUCCUGAUGGAUGGUUCAUCCAGCAUGCGGGCAUCAGAAUUCGUGCAACUGAAGGUGUUCAUUGCACUCGUAAUGAAAAGCAUUCCCCAUAAUGCGCAGUUUGCCCUCCUGCAGUUCUCUAACCGCUUUGAAGAGCAUUUUGACUUCAGACGCUUCAGCAGAGACCAGGAUGCCGACCUCUUGAUCGGUGGAAUCAAACAGCUGGGAGGCGGCUCCCAUACGGCCUCUGGGAUCAGAAAAGUUGUGAAAGAACUAUUCACCACACAAAAAGGAGCUCGCCCCACAGCCAAGAAGUUCCUUGUGAUAGUGACAGACGGGGAGAAAACGGGGGACCCUCUGGAGUAUGCCGACAUUGUUGAAGAAGCCAACAGAGCUGGAAUCACACGCAUUGCAGUUGGGGUUGGCCUGGGAUUCACAAGUACAACUGCCCAGCGCGAGCUCCAUGCCAUGGCCUCCCACCCGCCCACAGAGCAUGUCAUUGUCGUGAGACACUUCUCAGGCCUCCGGAACUCCCAGGCGGAGCUGAAAGAAAAGAUUUGCACCAGCCACGGUGCAGCUGCUCCACGGCCUACGGUGGUGCCCCAGCCCUUGAACACCUGCUCAGAUCCCCAGGUGCUGCAGAAACUGGAGCGAGUGCUGAGUGGCCUUGAUCAGGUGAACACAAAACUGAAUGCGCUGGCUGCCAAGCAGGGGAAAUGUGGCUAAGGUUCUCAACGCCUGAGAUGGGCAGUGGAUGGAGGCAGUGUGGUUCAGGAAGGAAGGGGAGAGAAGGACAAAGAAGAUCAAAGGGGGAGAACAUCAGAUCCUGGCACAUGGAGGUCCUUCCUCAGGCGCAUAGCUUUUUAUUCUGGUUUCUUAUAGGGUGCAGAAGUCAAUAAAGCCGCCUGCUCACCA